Molecule: messenger RNA, 324 nt
Organism: Arabidopsis thaliana (thale cress)
Lineage: Eukaryota; Viridiplantae; Streptophyta; Magnoliopsida; Brassicales; Brassicaceae
Product: MADS-box family protein
Exons: 1
Coding region: 1-324 (107 amino acids)
Source: RefSeq, marked reviewed
AUGGAUCAAGAGGCUUUUUUGCGUGAGAAGAUUGAAAAAGCACAAGCGCAAUUGCAAAAGUUGCGUGAUGAAAAUCGAGUUAUGAAGGCUCGAAAAAUUAUGUGGGGUUGUAUCGAAGGAAAUAUUAAUGUGUGUCAACUCGGUGAAAAGGAUCUCAAAGAUUUGAGUUCUGUUAUUGAUGACUAUCUCAAUAGCCUUAAAAGCAGGGUUGAGUACCUUAAGAAGAAUGGUGAGUCUUCUUCUUCUUUACCUCCUCGUGUUGUCCCAUAUCUUAACGUUGAAGAGGAUGCGGACGUUCCUUCAAUGGAUGGUAGCCACCACUAG